AUGGCGCUGGCGGCUCUGGCUCUGCGGGUGCUGUGCGGCAGCGGCGGCUGCCUGGAGCAGGGCGAGCUGCGGCGGAGGCUGCCGGGCCGGCCCUCGGCCGAGCAGCUGGAGGCCGUGCUGCGGGACGCGCAGCGCUUCACGCUGGUGCGGCGGCCCGGCCCGGCGGCGGCGGCGGCGGAGGCCGAGGUGGCCGUGGUGGUGGCCACCAGCCCCGUGCGGCUGUGCCCGGAGCACGUCGCGGGCUGCCCGGGGCAAUGCGGGCGGCUGCACCUCUGCAAGUACCACCUGAAGGGCUUCUGCCGCAACCAGGUGGCCAGGAAGGGAUGCAGGUUUAUCCACGACUUCCACUCAGACCACAAUCUUCAGGUUCUAAAGCAAUACGGACUUGAGAAUUUAAGCCGUGAUGAACUUUGCCAGCUACUGCUUCAAAAUGACCCUUCCCUCUUACCAGAGGUCUGCUUGCAUUAUAACAAAGGUGAUGGACUUUAUGGAUCUUGUUCCUUUAAAACAUCCUGCAGCAAACUUCAUGUUUGCCAGUACUUUUUGCAGGGUCAGUGCCGAUUCGGCAGCAGCUGCAAACGGUCCCAUGACUUAUUAAAUCCAGAGUGUUUUGAGAAACUGGAGAAACAGGGCAUGAGCUCAGACAUUAUUAAGAAACUACCUUCCACUUAUAGAAACAUGUAUGACAUAAAAAAUGGCAACAGGAACAUGUAUGACACAGAAGAUGCCAACUCUUCACCAUGCAAAGACAGAAAACCCAGCACUGGACAAGGUUCCUCAGCUACGAAGGACAAUGAAUCAGAACAGAUAUGUUUGUAUCAUCUGUACAGAAGCUGUGGCUUUAAAGAAAAGUGUAUCAGAACCCACUUUCACUUGCCAUAUAGAUGGCAGUACUCUGAGGCUAAUACCUGGAAGGACUUCACAAAUAUGGAAGAAAUAGAAAAAGCAUAUUGUGACCCAAAAAACAUCAGAUUUGAUAAUGCUCUUAUUUAUGAACGGGUCUUUUUCCCACUCUGUAUCCGUUUUCAUGAUAUGUGCUGCGGGCUGCUGAAAGUCAGACGCCUUUCUACAGCCUCCUCUGUGACCAGACCCCCUCACUUCAUUCUUACAACAGAAUGGAUCUGGUACUGGAAAGAUGAAUAUGACAAGUGGCAGGAGUAUGGAAAACAGGAUGAUCUUCAUGCAGCUGCUACUGUCUCUAGUGAUGACCUGGAGAAAGCUUAUUUGGCUGAAAGUUCUCCAAAGCUGACCUUCAAAGCUGGAAGACAUGAAUAUGAAAUAAAUUUUGUGUCCAUGGUGCAGAAAAACAUUUGCUACAGAACAGAGAGGAAGAUUUGCAGAAGACCUAAAUUUGUUUCUCAGGCAGAGGUGGAAAAGACAAGAGCCAGGGGUGUUAAAUAUACAGAAGGGUUUAAGAACAUUCCAGCUCACUGGGACAAAUCUGCCCUGCCUGAACUGGGAUUCAAGCUGAUUGAGCUUGACUGUUCUUCUGAAGAAUACAAGAAAGUCAAAGUGGACUUUCAGCGCACAAUGCCCAGAGCAGCUAUUAAAAAGAUUUGCAGAGUUCAGAACCCAUCCCUCUGGGAGCUGUAUCAAUGGCAGAAGGACCUAAUGCAGAAGAGCAACGGUGGAAAGGCUGCAGAUGAGAGAUUUUUAUUUCAUGGGACCAGCAAAAAAGACAUUGAGGCCAUCUGUCAGCAGAACUUUGACUGGAGAAUCUGUGGCCUUCAUGGGACAGUCUACGGCAAAGGAAGCUAUUUUGCAAGGGAUGCAUCUUAUUCUGACAACUACUGUGGGACAGACUCCCACACCAAAACCAUGUUUCUGGCACGAGUGCUGGUGGGGGAGUUCACUCUUGGUAGUCCUGAUUACGUUCGGCCUCCCAUGAAGGACAACCAAAACUUCUAUGACAGUUGUGUGAAUAACAUUCCAAACCCUUCUAUCUUUGUCAUCUUUGAGAAGCAGCAGAUUUAUCCAGAGUAUCUCAUAGAAUACCAGGCAUCAGCAAGACUUCUAUAGCAGCAAAACCUGUCAUCCUUAUGUUUUUUUAUUUUUGGCUUAAGAGAGAAAAAUUUGUUUUGAAGAAGCUGUGUGAUCAGAUAAGUGGGUGGUCAGAAGCAUUUUUUCUGUGUCUUUUCUGUGCAAUAGAAAACAAGGCAUAAAAAGACAUAGAGGAUGUUUUAGAAUUCCUAAAGUCCUGUUUCUGUAUCCCGUUUUUAGCAGCUUUCACAUUACCCUACAUUAUGGGAGUCUUUCAUAAGUUUAUUAGAAGAAAUUGCUGAUGGGUGUAGCAUGAGGAUUGGCCAUGACUGCCAGGUUUAAACAAUUUUUAGUUAUUGUUUUAGGUUAGAUUUUUUACACGUGCUCAUUGGUUAGAAGCACUAUCCCUCUACCUGUUUAUCUUUUAACUCAAAAUUGGAUAAAACACUUUUUUUCUUAGUAAUCUGUCUCCUGUAACAGUAGACAUUCAGGUAUUUGCAAAUGUGAUUUUACAAUCUCUAUGCUCAACUCAUUGCAUAAGUUCUUAAAAGCAGUCUUCUUCUUUGUCCCUACUUAACCUGCACCAACAAAACCUCAAAAAUUAAAUUUGCUUGUUGAAAAAGAACAUUUAAAACAAGUACCAAAGAUACAAGCAUAACAGGGGGUGCUUGGUGCUGUGUGACCUGGCUGUUUUACUCUGCCAAAUGAAUACUGUAUUUUAUGUCUGAGAACACAAGUUUUUCACGACUCUGACUGUGCCUACAAACAAAAGAGUGCUGUCAGGUGCUGUGGAGGAAGCAGAGGAGGCAACUCAUGCUGUUAUUUAAUACCAUACUUAGGAGGGAAUGAUACUGCUUGUCCUGCUUGAUUAUCAGUUCCUGUGGGAGAACUUCACAGUUCUCUUACAGCUGUUGGGAAGGAUGGUGAGUGACUGUCUCUUAUUAGGUAUUCUGCCUCUUUGGUUGCAGGACAUUCACAGAUUUCCUGUGUAAUCAAGAUGUUGUUGGACUUUUUUCAGGAAAAAUGUGCUUUCCUAGGAAAUUGUCUUCAGCCACAGACUUGAGACCUUUAAAAUCUGAAGAUUAGGUUGAAUAUUUAAUUACUCCCAUCAGAAGAAGAUAAUAGUGUUUAGCAGCCAGCUUACAUGUAUGCAAUUGAAAAAACUUGAGCUAUCAAAUAUUUUUUUAAGAUUAAAGUUGCUGAUGCAUAUCUAGAUACUUUUUUGUAGUAUUAAUGUGCUAAAGUAGAUAUGUUAGCUAUACUGUACUGCAGAAGCCUUAAAAUACGACCUAAAAAUAUGACAGAAAAAUAUGACCUAAAAAAGCUCAUCUUUAGCUGCAUUCUGUAUACUUAACUUUUAAUUCAUCUGGAUGAUGAUUGACAGGUGUCAAUCACUGAGUAACUCUUGAUUACUUCAGCACUGUGAGACAGGAGCUUGGCCAUGAUUAGCUGGAGUAAGGCUCUGGAGACCCCUUUUUAUGUGAACUGCAAAUCUAGCAGCAUGGUGUGUAGAGGAGACGAAUCCCUCUGCAGACAUUCCUGUGAGGGCCCCCUAGAACUUCCUUUGAGAUAAGAAAAACUACUUGCUUAGAAUGACUCAUGUUUGAAAAAAUGCAAGCUCUUCUUCUUAUCUUUUUAGAAUAUUAUUGGUUAGGUUUGAUUCUUUAUAAUUCGUUGUCCCAAACAAAGAAAGAUAAUAUAGUUGGCCAAAAUGCAUUAACUCUGUUUUCCAUUGGUUUGCUUGUAAUCCCCCCAAACCCUAUAAAAGUACAUGUGUGAUCCCCCAUCUUUGGAUUUGUGGCCUGACCCCUUCAGGGAUGACAAUAAAGCCUGUGGAAAAAGUCUGAGCUGCUCUCCCGGUCUUUUGAUGCCGGCUGGAAACUACAGGUUUCUGUGAGAAACCAUGAAGCUACGUGCCUGAAAGGCCAGCACUCACAAACCUUGGAACUUUCCCCUGCCCGACAACAACAGGGCAGGGGACACAAGAAAAAGUUACAGCAUGGUACCUAAAGGAAAAUAACUCCUAUUUGUGUUGAAUCCCAGUGAAACAAAGGAUAGGGAAAGGCAAACUGACUGUAUUAUCUCUUUUGAAAGGUUUGUAAUAGAACAUAAAUGAUAAAUCUCAUGUCAGCAAAUAAGCUUGUCAGCAAUUAGUACAUUCAUUGAGGAGGAUAGCAGUUAUGGAGGAAAGCUUUCGUAUCUGUGCAGAAUAAGGUUUUUCUAAUGGUUGUCUACAUAUUAAUGGCAAAUGAGAAUACUGGUUGUAUACAUUUCUUCCUCUGAACAUAACCAGAAAUUCAGGUAAGAACUAGAAUAGCUAAAGUCAUGUUAAUCUUCUGCCAGAAAAUUGAAAGAAACAUUCUUUUUCAGGCAAAAAGUUGAAAUAUUUUUGUUGACAUUUUUUACUGUAUUUUUAAAACCUCUAACUUGAUUCUUGGAGAGGAUGUGUAUGCUUGUGUGUUUGUUUGAGUGUAAGUAAAGCAGUGAAUAAAUUCCUGGUUGUAGUAACUUGUCAUCUGUUAUUUCUCCAUUAUCACAGUAAAAGAAAAGUUGCUGUGUUUUCCACUUUUGAAACUGCAGGGGUAACUUUCUUUU
Cinclus cinclus is the source of this 4575-nucleotide messenger RNA. Its product is annotated as protein mono-ADP-ribosyltransferase PARP12-like. The transcript has 12 exons. The coding region runs from base 1 to 2019 and encodes 672 amino acids. Lineage: Eukaryota; Metazoa; Chordata; Aves; Passeriformes; Cinclidae. The record is from RefSeq and is a predicted model, not a curated record. Gene Ontology annotation, molecular function: metal ion binding; NAD+ poly-ADP-ribosyltransferase activity.